UGAUAGAGCAAACUAACCUGUAUUUGGUUGCCAGGCGUUUCUAACGAUCUUAUGCAACAAUCCAUGGGCAACAAUCCAUAUGCAGAGCGCAUCCUCCAUCGGCAGAAUUCCUUGCUACAAGAUGUGAUGGCCACCAAGAUGGCCAAUUUGAGAGAAGGUUGAAUACACUCAAAAAGACAGGUGCCACAAGGGCGAAGACUCCAUGUUACCUUUAGGUUGGGUCUAGCAUGCUUCCAAACAUCAACCAUAGGAGGAGAGAGGUGAGUCUCCAUCUUCUCCUGGUGAACAUCUGCAGGUAUCAAGUUAAGGAGAAACCACAUGUUGAACUAGGAUAGGCGUUGGCCUGACUCAACAAACCGAUUCCUAGAUUUCCUGAACUUCCAACAAGAACAAUAAUGUGGGCCAUUAUCUUGGACAGCUUUUAACUAGAGAUGGGAUAAAUUCAUGAAGGACAAGUCCAUUGAGUGCCAUCAGCCGUGAAGACUCCAUGUUACGUCUAGGUUGAGGGCCUCGUAUUUCCAAAUAUCAACUGUAGAAGACCAACUGUGGAAGAGACGUGGGUCUCCAUCUCCUGCUUGAGAACUUCCCAGAAGCCUCUAUGAGAAAGCAAAUGCGGCACCACGCUGGACCUUGACUUUUUCCACCUAAGGCUAGUCUUCUGAGGCAGACCCCAAAAGUGGACAGGUUCUUCAAAGGACGUUUGGUCAUCUCCGUGGUUACAAGAAUGCUCCGGAACAGGGUUCUAGGUCUUGCAGGCCACCGCUUGGGAAACGAUCCGUGUCAACACAAUCCGUUGCCUUGGCCACUGGACUGCUGCCUUAGUUCCCAUUUUCCUGGGCGCCUCUCUAACUUUUGGCCCAGGAUUUUGGACAUUUCUGCAAAGCAAGUUUCUCUCCUUCUCUCUCUCUCUCUCUGUCAAAUGGCCUUCCCUUUUCUUUAUUCCUGGUGGCAUUCUUUUGACAAGGGGCAGAUGCCCUCUGCCCCCCGCAAGGACAUCCCCUGUGAGGAAGAGGAAGAGGAAGAUGAGGAGGUUUGCUGGUUCCUGGGAGAAAUGCUGCUUUUUUACUGUUUGGCCGUCAUCUUUCUAAAACUCGGCUCCCUUGGGGCGAAGAGGUUUUUCCUCAGACAACCUUGUGGAACGCUGACCUGCAACUGGAAGGCCCAUUCAAAAGGGGGCCAAGGGUGCAGCUGCCAGUGUCACUGCAAGAUCACCCUCUGUGGUCUGUUCAGGAAGAUCUUUGGGGGGAAAGGAAACCCGGAGGCCGGGGAACCCCCAGUCUCGCCCCCCAUCAAAAAACGCCUGAAGAAGCGUCUCUCCCUGCUCAGCCAGCAGACUUUCUGCGACAGCGAUUCCUCGGGCACCGGCAGCCCGGAUUCCCAGUUAUCCUCCUGGAAGUGGAGCCAGACGGGCGACAGUGUCAGCCUGGCCAGCCGGAAGAAGAAGCAGCAGCGGACGGCCAAGACCCCCCGGGACCCCGAUUCCUCCUGGAUGAGGCAACAGCCCUGCAUGCGUUGCAAAGCGAAGCGGACGCGCGAAUGGCUGGUGCAGCACUUUUACAACAAAGAUUUACCCUUGCAAAGCAAGAAAAACUGAGGCCUGGUCAAAGAGGCUUUUUGGGGAUCCCCGUGCUGGCCAAGCCACUUUGGGGGGCACUUUUAGGUGGGCCGGUGGGCCUGCUGGGCUGGAGCCCCGGAUGACUCGUAUCAAUAAAAGAUAGCGAUGCAUUGUAAGUAAUGGUGGUGUUUUUCACAUGGCUGUAAAAGUGUAGAUUGGUUAAAGGACAUUAGGGUUCCCCAAACUUGGCAACUUUAAGACUUGUGGACUUCAACUCCCAGAAUUCCCCAGCCAGACAGACAGGAAGAUGUGAAGACUUCAACUCCCAGAAUUCCCCAGCCAGACAGACAGGAAGAUGUGAGGACUUCAACUCCCAGAAUCCCUCAGCAGGCUAGACAGGAAGCUGUG
Molecule: messenger RNA, 1963 nt
Organism: Crotalus tigris (Tiger rattlesnake)
Lineage: Eukaryota; Metazoa; Chordata; Lepidosauria; Squamata; Viperidae
Gene: SSMEM1
Product: serine rich single-pass membrane protein 1
Exons: 3
Coding region: 725-1594 (289 amino acids)
Source: RefSeq, a predicted model, not a curated record